Molecule: messenger RNA, 477 nt
Organism: Saprolegnia diclina VS20
Lineage: Eukaryota; Oomycota; Saprolegniomycetes; Saprolegniales; Saprolegniaceae
Exons: 2
Coding region: 1-477 (158 amino acids)
Source: RefSeq, a predicted model, not a curated record
AUGCAGCUGCGCGUCGGCGUCCGGGUCGACGGCCUGUACGCGAGCGGCGACGUCUGGUUUCCCGGCACGAUCGUCGACGCCAACGACGGGCUCUUCACCGUGCGCUACGACGACGGCGAGGUCGAGGAGAGCGUGCCCGAGCACCUCCUCCGGCUGCACGAGGUCGGGACAUGGACCGUCGGGUCGCGUGUGCUCGCCCGCUACAACGGCGACGACGACUUUUACGCUGGCACGAUCACAGCAGUAGACGACGAGAACCGGGUGUACGACAUCGCGUACGACGACGGCGAGGUCGAGGAGAACGUCUCGUAUGCGUUCAUCAUGGACGAGGACCGGGCGCCAUACUCGGCCCGCUCCGAGGCGUCGCUCAUCGGCGGCGACGUGCCUUCGAUUGCCGAGAACGACGAUGAGCCUGCAACCGACGCGCCCGCGGUGCUGACGACACCGAUGCCUCGCAGCAGUGAAGCGCCGAAGUGA